Pseudonaja textilis is the source of this 3805-nucleotide messenger RNA. It is a transcript of the gene GUCY1A2, whose product is annotated as guanylate cyclase 1 soluble subunit alpha 2. Lineage: Eukaryota; Metazoa; Chordata; Lepidosauria; Squamata; Elapidae. Gene Ontology annotation, molecular function: heme binding; guanylate cyclase activity. Gene Ontology annotation, biological process: response to oxygen levels; cGMP biosynthetic process. Gene Ontology annotation, cellular component: guanylate cyclase complex, soluble. The record is from RefSeq and is a predicted model, not a curated record.
GCGGCGGCAGCAGGGCCGGAGGAGGGAAGAAAAAGGGAGGCAGCGCCGGGCAGAGAAGGAGGGCAGCGGACGGAGGCGUCGCCUUUAAAUGCUCUCAGCCGGGCGGCGGCGCGAAGGCAGCGCGCGUGGAGCCUCCGGGCAAGGGGAAGAAAAUAAUAAUAAUAAUAAGAAAAAAAUAAAAUAAAAUAAGAAAGCGCUCCGAUGCGUCCUGGACCAUGAACAGCCUAGCCGGCUCCGCCGCCCUGCGGGAUUCCCUUGCCGCUCCGCCGUCUCUCUGAAGCCCCACUCCGGCUGAUGCUUCCUCCUCCGCCAGCAUGUCCCGGCGAAAGAUCUCCUCAGAAUCCUUCAGCUCGCUCGGUUCGGACUACCUGGAGACCAGCCCGGAGGAGGAAGGCGAGUGCCCCGUGGCCAGGCUUCUCUGGAACGGCAGCCGGAGCCCCGCUGCCCAGUCCGGGGCCACCACUCCGGUGGCUACCGUUCCCCCGCCGCCGGAGGCUGCGGCGGCUGCGGCGGGUCUCCCCGGCCCGGUCCCCGCGGGUUCCCGGAGGGCUCCUCGCAGAAGGCGGGUCAACCUCGACUCCCUGGGCGAGAGCAUCAGCCGCCUCGCCGCCCCCACGCCACAGACCAUAAGGCAGACUCUCCAGAGGACACUCCAACAUUAUGAGCAUCAAGUUAUUGGUUACAGGGAUGCUGAAAAGAAUUUCCAUAAUAUUUCCAACCGAUGCUCCUAUGCAGACCAUUCUGGCAAUGAUGAAACUGAAGAUGUCUCAGGAAUUCUCCAGCGUACAGCAAAUAUUCUUGGCUUAAAGUUUGAGGAGCUACAAGAGAAGUUCGGGGCUGAAUUCUUCAAUAUCUGCUUCAGUGAGAAUGAGAGAGUCCUUCGAGCUGUGGGUGGCACCUUGCAAGAUUUUUUUAAUGGCUUUGAUGCUUUGCUGGAGCACAUAAGGACUUCGUUUGGGAGGCAGGUCACUUCAGAAUCCCCUUCUUUCCUAUGCAAAGAGCUCCCUGAAGGCAACCUUAUGCUUCACUGCUUCCAUCCCCAUCAGAUCGUUGGGUUUGCCAUGAUGGGCAUGGUGAAGGCAGCAGCAAGGAAGAUCUACCAACUGGAUGUCGAAGUGGAACAGAUUGUAAACGAUAAACUAUGUUCUGAGGACCUAAACCCAGGCAACUGCAGCUGUCUCACUUUUAUUAUCAAAGAGCGUGAAAAUGCAAAGAUCACAAAAGCGCUUCCUCUGGGGACAUCUCAGUCCCCCUCAGAUCUGAGGAUAAGCAUUAACACCUUCUGCCGUGCUUUUCCUUUCCAUCUGAUGUUUGAUCCCAGCAUGUUAGUACUGCAGCUGGGUGAAGGACUAAGGAAGCAGCUGAAGUGCGAGGUUCAUAAGACGUUGAAGUUCCAGGACUGCUUUGAAAUUGUUUCUCCAAAGAUUGCAGCCGUGUUUGAACGUGUCUUGCUGAGACUGUCCACCCCUUUCGUGAUCCGAACCAAACUUGAAGCCUCUGGCUCUGAAAAUAAAGACAAGGUCAUGGAAAUCAAAGGACAAAUGAUCCACGUCCCAGAAUCAAACUGUAUUUUGUUUUUGGGCUCACCAUGUGUGGACAAGCUGGACGAACUGAUGGGUCGAGGCCUCCACCUUUCAGACAUACCAAUUCACGAUGCUACCCGUGAUGUCAUCCUUGUCGGGGAGCAGGCUAAAGCCCAGGAUGGCUUGAAGAAGAGGAUGGACAAGCUUAAAGCAACCUUAGAACGAACACACCAAGCUCUAGAAGAGGAGAAGAAGAAAACUGUGGAUCUUCUUAUCUCAAUCUUCCCAGAAGAGGUAGCUCAGCAGCUUUGGCAAGGGCAGCAAGUUCAAGCCAGAAAAUUUGAUGACGUUACCAUGCUCUUUUCAGACAUUGUUGGCUUCACUGCUGUCUGUGCCCAGUGUACACCCAUGCAAGUGAUCAGUAUGCUCAAUGAGCUGUACACCAGAUUUGACCACCAGUGUGGAUUCCUAGAUAUCUAUAAGGUGGAGACAAUAGGGGAUGCAUACUGUGUGGCGGCCGGGCUCCACAGGCAGAACCUGAAUCAUGCAAAGUCAAUUGCUCUGAUGGCCCUGAAGAUGAUGGAGCUGUCAGAGGAGGUGCUCACACCAGAUGGAAGACCAAUUAAGAUGAGAAUAGGGAUUCACUCAGGAUCUGUUUUGGCUGGAGUUGUUGGGGUGAGAAUGCCCAGAUAUUGUCUCUUUGGCAACAAUGUCACCCUAGCAAGCAAGUUUGAGUCAGGAAGUCAUCCACGUCGCAUCAACGUCAGCCCAACGACCUACCAGCUUCUGAAAAAGGAAGAAAAUUUUAUCUUCAUUCCUCGGUCCCGUGAAGAGCUUCCAGACAACUUUCCAAAGGAAAUUCCUGGGAUUUGUUAUUUCCUGGAGGUCAGAACUGGUCAGAAGCAGCCAAAGUCUUCUGUCGCAUCUGCCAGAGUGAGAAAAAUAUCCUACAACAUUGGCACCAUGUUCCUUCGGGAAACAAGCCUAUGAAGCCUGUUGCAGAUCAAAGACUCAUCAAAAAAGCACAAGCCCAGAACUGGGUCAUGACAAGAGAGAGGAGAUUCUUUCUUUUUCACUGCAUUGUUCCAAGAAAAGCAGUAAAAGCUGUGUGAAAUGUCAGGCAAUAAUUCUUUUUAAAGGUGGGUGAUUGUUGUCAGUAAACAAACUGGAAAGUGGCAAACAAGGGAGCAGGGAUUUCUUUUCUUUUUCUUUUUUUUUUUUACAAAAUUCAAAUUAAAACAAAAUAUUUCUCUGUUGCCAGAGAAUCCUAUUGGUUAUAAAUGUCAGAAUGUUGGGGGGUUUAUUUGGUUUUGUUUUAGAAAAGGAAUCUAAAUUAAACAACUGUGCUUGGGAGAUAUCCCAAUAAAUCAAAGGUAGCUUGUAAGCUGCCUGGUUAUCAUUGGAUGCUAACUCCUAUCCACUAACAUGGCCAGGAAUAAUGAGGGUCAUCGUGCCAUAUUAACGUUAAGAGGGGCCGGGGUUGCUAACCGUAACAUCCAUUAAAAUAGAGUACUUUGUGGAUUGUGUUGCUUUCUUCUGAAAUGGGCCAUUGUUAUAUGCAAGUGUUGAACCCUUACUACUGUUCUUAUCCUCUUUUUAUCACAAUAGAAUCAGGAUUCUCCUGAUCUUUUAAUCAUGUGCACCUAAACAAUUUAUACAAGAGUUGUAAACAGUGUUAAGCCAAAGUUCAACCAGAGAUUGGUCAGAUUAUGAUACAUUCCUACAUUUGAGGGAUUUAUUGCUGUGGGUGAAAACAUUUCUGGUUGAUUGCCGUUCUUUAACCACUUCAUACAGAUACUGUAAAGAUUAUUUAUAACCUUUUUAGCAGAAGAAAAAUUUAAUUUGAGAUAUGAUGUAUUAAGGAUUUUACCCUUUUUUUAAAACCUACAUUUCACUUUUAGGGCAAUAUUCUAUAGCAACUAUGAAGCUGGCCAGCUUGUUUAUAUUUGAUAGGUAUCCAAUUUCUGAAGUUGGAUGAUUAUGAUACACUAUUUUAUUGCAGUCUGCAAAGAAUGAUAUUUUAGCGAUUUUCAUUUUCUUCCAUAUGUUUUAUCCAUCCGUGCCCAUGUUCACAUUAUUCAUGCUAAUAGUAGACGUCCAAUAUUGGGAUAGUAUUAGAAAAAGCCAUGAUGAUCAUGUCUGUGGAAAUUCUGUCAUCCAGGUCAUCCUUGUCUCAAAGGUGCUUUUUUUCUUCAAAAGGCAACUGGACUGGUUUUCUUUGAGGAAGAAGAAGAAAAUAUUUUGCUUCUCAUCCAAGAAGCUUCAUCAGUUCUGAUGACAGG